AGUGGUGGCUCUGCUAAUGGUUUCCCUGCUUCUUUGCAGAUGUAUUGUGAGAGGUUUAUAUGCAUCCUGAGAAUACUUGGAACCACACUCUUCGGGGUGUCCCUCCUGCUGGGAAUCACCGCUGCUUACAUUGUUGGCUACCAGUUCAUCCAAACAGACAACUACUACUUCUCCUUUGGACUCUAUGGUGCUAUCCUGGCAUCACAUCUCAUCAUCCAAAGCCUGUUUGCCUACCUAGAGCACAGGAAAAUGAAACGGUCGCUAGAGACUCCAAUCAAACUGAACAAAACAGUUGCCCUUUGUAUUGCUGCCUAUCAAGAAGAUCCUGACUACUUAAGAAAAUGUUUACUUUCUGUAAAAAGAUUGACCUACCCUGGAAUUAAAGUUGUUAUGGUCAUUGAUGGGAACUCAGAAGACGACGUUUACAUGAUGGACAUUUUCACUGAAAUCAUGGGUAGGGACAGUUGUGCCACUUAUAUCUGGAGUAAUAAUUUCCACGACAAAGGUCCUGGUGAGACAGAGGAGUCUCACAGAGAGAGCAUGCAACACGUAUCUCAGCUGGUCCUGUCCAACAAAAGUGUUUGCAUCAUGCAGAAAUGGGGUGGAAAAAGAGAAGUAAUGUACACAGCAUUCAAAGCACUGGGGAGAAGUGUGGAUUAUGUACAGGUCUGUGAUUCAGAUACAAUGCUUGAUCCAGCCUCAUCAGUGGAGAUGGUAAAAGUUUUAGAAGAAGAUCCAAUGGUUGGAGGAGUUGGAGGUGAUGUGCAGAUUUUGAACAAAUAUGAUUCCUGGAUCUCCUUUCUGAGCAGCGUGAGAUACUGGAUGGCGUUUAACAUCGAAAGAGCCUGUCAGUCCUACUUUGGCUGUGUGCAGUGCAUCAGCGGACCUCUGGGAAUGUACAGAAACUCUUUACUCCAUGAAUUUGUGGAAGAUUGGUACAAUCAAGAGUUUAUGGGCUCCCAGUGCAGCUUUGGAGAUGACAGGCAUCUAACUAACAGAGUGCUAAGUCUGGGCUAUGCAACAAAAUACACAGCUAGAUCCAAGUGCCUUACGGAAACGCCGAUAGAGUAUCUCAGGUGGCUGAAUCAGCAGACCCGCUGGAGUAAAUCCUACUUUAGAGAGUGGCUUUAUAAUGCCAUGUGGUUCCACAAGCACCAUUUGUGGAUGACCUAUGAAGCUGUAAUCACUGGAUUCUUUCCUUUCUUCCUUAUUGCCACGGUCAUUCAGCUCUUCUACAGGGGAAAAAUCUGGAACAUUCUUCUCUUCCUGUUGACAGUUCAGUUAGUUGGCCUGAUAAAGUCUUCCUUUGCCAGCUUCCUUAGGGGCAACAUUGUGAUGGUUUUCAUGUCACUCUACUCAGUGUUGUACAUGUCAAGUUUACUGCCAGCAAAGAUGUUUGCGAUUGCCACGAUAAACAAAGCAGGGUGGGGCACAUCAGGAAGGAAAACCAUUGUAGUUAAUUUUAUAGGACUCAUUCCAGUCUCCAUUUGGUUUACAAUCCUCCUAGGUGGCGUAAUUUUCACUAUUUACAAGGAAUCAAAAAAGCCAUUUUCUGAGUCAAAACAGACAGUUCUCAUCAUUGGCACAAUACUCUAUGCAUGUUACUGGGUUUUGCUUUUGACUUUGUACAUGGUUCUUAUCAACAAAUGUGGCAGGCGGAAGAAAGAGCAACAACACUACGACAUGGUGCUAGACGUAUGAUGUUUCCGUGGGAAGUUACCCAGAGUUGUAAAGCAACCCAACGACCUUGUAGUAUCUGUGGCAUCAGACAUAUGUUGCCAAGGGAAAUGGAUCACUGCUGCUGGGAAUAGGACACUUAUAUUCCUCUGGGUUCCU
Melospiza georgiana is the source of this 1836-nucleotide messenger RNA. RefSeq names its product hyaluronan synthase 2 (gene HAS2). Bases 40 to 1701 code for a protein of 553 amino acids. The transcript is spliced from 3 exons. Gene Ontology annotation, biological process: hyaluronan biosynthetic process; extracellular matrix assembly. Gene Ontology annotation, molecular function: hyaluronan synthase activity. Lineage: Eukaryota; Metazoa; Chordata; Aves; Passeriformes; Passerellidae. The record is from RefSeq and is a predicted model, not a curated record.